Striga hermonthica is the source of this 507-nucleotide messenger RNA. NCBI's taxonomy places the organism in Eukaryota, Viridiplantae, Streptophyta, Magnoliopsida, Lamiales, Orobanchaceae. The record is from the annotation of a GenBank genome assembly.
AUGUCUUCGUCAGCUUCGUCCUCCAACAAGAAGGUUAUCGUCCUGAAAAGCUCCGACGGCGAGGUUUACGAGGUGGAUGAGGCGGUGGCGCUCCAGUCGGAGACCGUCAAACACUUGAUCGAGGACGGCUGCGCCGACAGCUGCAUCCCUUUACACAACGUUGAGUCGCAGGUACUCGUUAAGAUCAUCGAGUACUGCAAAAGCCACGUGAACGACGCCGCCAAGUUAGCGGAGGAUACCUGGCUCGACCGAUCGGCGGACACGAGCCGCUCGGAGUUCGACAAGACCUUCAUCGACGUCGAGGAUCAAAAGAUGCUUUUCGACCUCAUCCUGGCUGCAAACUACUUGAACAUUCCGAAACUCAUGGACUUGACGUGCAAAACGGUGGCUGACAUGAUGAAAGGCAAGACACCCGAGCAAAUUCGAGCAAAGUUCCAUAUCGUGAACGACUACACUCCGGAGGAAGAAGCUGAGGUUAGAGCGGAAAACGAAUGGGCUUUCCAGUGA